AGAUGUGGGGCUUCUACUAUCAUCAUUUAUAUGUAUAUAUAUGCAUGUAUAGGUGUAUGUAUAUGUGAUGUGUGUCAGAGGGUGUAGUAGAAGUAGAACCAACUCUCCAUGUCUGCAUCAAUCAUGGAGUGGGGGGUUUUCUUUGCUUCCUCUGCCAUAAAUUAUAUACUCUGUUUCCCCUUUUAUUAGUCUCACACAAACACCAUUUGAUGACCCCUCCCAUGUUCACAUACUCUCGUUCUCUCUCUCUCUCUCUCUCUCUUAUCCAUCUUGCGGGCAGUAAUAAUUUCCAUAAAAAAGUUUGCCUUUUUACCCAUCUGGAUUUCCGCUGAGCAUUAAAUGCCUGCAUUGUACUUUUUCUUUGGUUUUGUUCAGCUGUACCUAUCAGUCGUUUGUAAACAUUUUUAAAUUACUUUUUCGAAUCUGGGGUCUGGAGAAAAUUGUGUUUCAAUGAGUGUUGAAAUUCCUGGUAGAUGUACGAACCCAGAAGGCCCCUUCGUUUGGAAAUCCUCCCUAAUCUGGAUUAUGGGGUUAUUAUAAGGUUUUCUCUCCAGUGUUGACUGUUUGUCUCCGGGUUUGAAUCUUUAUAUUUCUUGUUCUGAAAAAUUUGUACUAUUUUAUUCUUUUGGGAUUUCUGGCGAUGCCCUUUUGUAAAAAAGCAUAGUAAGAUCCGUUUUUACGUCUGAUUUCUCAGUCUUAGUUUUUGCUCAAUCAAGAAGCACAUUCGACUUGGCCUCCUGAUCUGUUUGUUACAAUUUUUGUCUCUUUUUUGAAUGUUGUGAUGUAUUCAUUUCCACCUGAGUUGGUGUUGGUGGCCCAUUGUAAGACUUUGUAUUCAUUGUAAAAGAAUCUUGUAAUUUUGCAUCUGGGAUUUUUGUCAAAGUGGUGGAAAAGGAAAGACUUGUGAGAAAUGGCAACUUUGGUCCCUGGAGUUCUGCUGAAGCUACUGCAGCAUAUGAAUACAGACGUGAAGGUCGCAGGGGAACACCGGUCCUCCCUGCUGCAAGUGGUGAGCAUUGUUCCUGCACUAGCAGGGGGUGAGCUCUUCCCGAACCAAGGGUUUUACCUGAAAGUAUCUGAUUCUUCUCAUGCUACUUAUGUUUCUCUGCCUGAUGAGCAUGAUGAUCUAAUUCUUAGUGAUAAGAUACAAUUGGGUCAGUUUAUCCAUGUGGAGAGGCUAGAGUCUGCGUCCCCUGUGCCUAUUCUGAGAGGGGUUAGGCCGGUCCCAGGCCGUCAUCCUUGUGUGGGUACUCCUGAAGAUAUAGUUGCUACUCAUUCUUUAGGAUUCCUCAACAACAAUGGUAAUUUAUCCUCGGCUUCGAAAUCAAUAGACAAAAUUAAAUCAGCGCCAAAGUUAUCGAGUAAUACAGCGGUGAAGGAUGUCAAAUCUUCGCCCUCAAGAUUGAAUGGUAGUUCUAAAGAAGAUAAAGUAGAUAAGAAGGCUCCUGGAUUGACUCGAUCCAAGUCCCAGCUGUCGAAGCUAGGAGCUUUGUCUUUGGAUGUGAAGAAGGAAUCUGCGGGAAAAUUGAAGUCCUCAGGCUCAAGGUCUAUACCCUCUUCUCCGACUAGUUGUUAUUCGUUGCCGACUUCUUUUGAGAAGUUUGCAAAUGGCGUUAAGCAGCAGUCGAAGAUCAAGGGGCUGGAGAGGUUGGAAAAGGCAACCACUCAUGUAGGGUCAAGAGAAAAGCCAAGCCCUCUUCGUGGGGCGAGCCCAAAUGGAAAGAAGGUGCCCAGUGGGAAUUUGAUGAAGAAUAUUGUCCAAGGACUUGAAUUGGGGCCUAAAGCCUUGAGAAAGAGCUGGGAAGGGAAUAUGGAUGCCAAGAGAAGGGAAAGCCCCAGAUUGAAGGUCAACAAGCUGACUGUGAAGUCAGAAGGACGAAGUAAUUCUACACCAAGGAAAUCAAUAAGCGAAAGUUUACCUUCUAAAGAAGAUAAUAAGAUUACAUCUUCAAAAUCUACCAGAGAGGAAAGUAAGUUAAAUGAAUCUGUGAAGAAAACUUCUAUUAGUGGAGAUUCACUCGAUAUCGUUAAGUCAGCUGCACGAACAACUUUGGUUGGAAAAAAGUCAUCUAGUGAGGUUGCUGGUAAUGGAUUUCCUGGAAAUUUGGUCAAGGUUUCCUUUAGUAAUCGACGAUUAACAGAUGCAAGUGUUUCAUGGGCCUCACUGCCAUCUUCUCUUGCAAAGCUUGGGAAGGAAGUGUUGAAGCACAGAGAUGCUGCACAGACUGCUGCCAUAGAAGCAAUGCAAGAAGCUUCUAUUGCAGAAACUCUACUUCGAUGUUUAAGUACAUACUCUGAAUUGAGUUCGUCCGCGAAAGAAGACAACCCACAGCCUGCUGUAGAACAGUUCUUGUCUCUGCAUGCCAGCUUGAAUAAAGCUCAUCUCAUUGCAGAUUCCUUAUCAAAAACCCUUUCUGUUGAUUCUUCAGAUAAUGAAGAAACUCCAUCUGAAGAAGCGCUGAAGGUCACAUCUGAUGGGCGUAAACAAGCCUCUGCUUGGGUCAAUGCUGCAUUGGCUACCAAUUUAUCUUUGUUUACAGUCUAUAGCAAACCUGGCAACCAGAGCCCAGUUACAGCUUCAAAUCCUGCUUCAGGCCCAAAGACAACCACCAGUAACCAACCUGUUUUAGUCCUUGACAACUCAGCUAAGAACACAACUCCAAAAACACUAACAAAACCUCGCCAGACAGCAAAUUCCAGGACCACUUCAGUCGGGACUGUUCGCAGGCCGGGUGAUGGGCUGGCUGCUGGUCAGAGCACAAGAACUUCGCCUCCAAUAGAGUGGGCUAAAGGAGACAGCCUUGACGAGGCUGUAGAGCUCUCCGAGAGGCUGCGUUUGGAGUCCCAAGAUUGGUUCUUAGGAUUUGUGGAGAGAUUCUUGGACACUGAUGUUGAUACCUCGGCUUUGUCAGAUAAUGGCCAAAUAGCUGGGAUGUUAAGUCAACUCAAGAGUGUGAAUGAUUGGUUGGAUCAAAUAGGAUCUAACAAGGAUGAAGAAACACCACACAUCUCGACAGAGACGAUUGACCGCAUAAGAAAGAAGAUUUACGAGUACCUUCUCACUCAUGUAGAAUCUGCAGCAGCAGCACUUGGUAGUAGCACGCAGUCGUCUCCGACUCCAACGACAGAGUCGAAAGCAAGAAGGUGAUGUUAAAGUAAGGAAACACAUUGCAUAAUGCAUACCCUGUGCAAAAUAUUUGUCCUUCUGUACUGCCAAGCAGUUGGAAGGAGCACAUACAUAUUAUAUUUAAUGUAUAUAGUUUUAGUGCAAUGAGGUAUAGGUUGGGUAGGCAAUACUGCUGUGGAGUUGGCAUUUGAUGUGAAGUUUUCUCUCUCUUUUAUCUAUUUUUAAUCAACUUUGGAGCCUUUUCUUUUUUCAAAUGCUAUAGAUUGAAAUUGGUUUGUGGAAGAAGAGGGAGGUGGAUCUUUAAGUUUGGGACAAACUCUAUAUUGAUGAUCAUGAUAAGAUAAAGAAGUUCUAUAUUGUUUGUGUGAGAAA
Molecule: messenger RNA, 3499 nt
Organism: Sesamum indicum (sesame)
Lineage: Eukaryota; Viridiplantae; Streptophyta; Magnoliopsida; Lamiales; Pedaliaceae
Product: GPI-anchored adhesin-like protein, putative (DUF936)
Source: RefSeq, a predicted model, not a curated record